CAUGCUUACGCACGCCCGCAAGCCACCCACGAAGCGACACACCCUGUCCUGCCCGGACGGAGGCUCAGCUCACUACCCAAUUCGAAACCAAGCUGUUGGCGCCCGCGAGCGGGAGCUGUGAUUCGGCUGACGUCUUGGUCUGAAAGAAGAGCAGAGUUUCGCUGCCCGUUUCGUCCCAGAUCCGUUCCCGCUCUCGCUGCGCGUCGGCUACCCGUCAUGUGGGCAUCAUCGGCUCUGCCGCAUCUCGCCUUCGGGCUCGCCGCCCUCUCCGGCGCCCGCGGCCAAAGCUACAAUGACAUUCCCGCUAUCGAGGCCUACGGCCAACACUUCUUCUACACCAACAACGGGUCCCAGUUUUACAUGAGGGGUGUCGCUUACCAAGAGAACUAUAAUCCCAACGGGACCGCUAACAACGACCCCAACGUGCAAUAUACCGAUCCCUUGGCCGACGCCUCCAAGUGCCGCCGCGACAUUCCCUUCUUGAGACAGAUCUUCACGAACGUCAUCCGAGUCUACGCCAUCGACCCCGCCCGCGACCACGAUGACUGCAUGGCGGAAUUGGCCUCGAAUGGCAUUUACGUCAUUGCCGAUCUUGGCCAUCCGGGUGUUUCCAUCGACAGCAACAACGCGGCUUGGGACGUCGAGCUAUACACUCGCUACACUGCUGUCAUCGACACCAUGAGUAAGUAUAACAACGUGAUCGGCUUCUUUGCGGGCAACGAAGUCGUGAGCGCCACGAACCAGACCUAUGCCGCCGCCUUCGUCAAGGCCGCCGUCCGCGACACCAAGGCCUACAUCAGGCAGAUGAACUACCGCCAGAGCCUCGGCGUCGGCUAUGCGACUGCUGACGUCCCUAGCCGGGACGAGCUGGCGCAUUACUUCGCCUGCGAGCCGGAGCAAGGCUCUUCUACGACCAUCGACUUUUGGGGAUACAAUGUCUACUCGUGGUGCGGUGACAGCAACUACGAGGCCUCCUCCUACGGCGAACGCGUCCAAUUCUUCAGCGACUAUCCCGUUCCCGUCUUCUUUGCCGAGUACGGCUGCAUCGAAGGAAUCGACGGCGGCCCUACCCACAGGCCUUUCACCGAGGUCGCCGUCCUCUACGGCAACAUGACAUCCGUCUUCUCCGGCGGUAUCGUCUACCAGUACUUCAUGUCUGAGAACAAUUACGGGCUGGUUGAGGUUGACGGCGACAGCGUCUCGCCGUACCCUGACUUUACGUCUCUGUCGUCGCAGCUAGCCAGGGUCACCCCGUCUCUGACGGUAUCGAGCGCCUACACCCCCACCAACAGCCCCCCUGCCUGCCCUACCGUUGGCGGUACCACGUGGGCUGCCGCUCCCUCGCCUCUGCCUCCGGCCGUCAACCCCCGGCUCUGCGCGUGCGAAGUUGCCAGUCUACAGUGCGUAGUCACUUCCGACGACGAAGACUCGUAUGCCGACGUCUUCGACUACAUUUGCGGCAGCAACCAAGAAUUCUGCGCCGGCAUCGACCACAACUCCACCCGGGGUGAGUACGGCGCGCUCGGCGGCUGCAAUCCCAAGGACCAGCUUGCUUGGGUAGCCAAUCAAUAUUACUUGGGCAACAACGGCGACGCUAGCGCCUGCGACUUCAACGGUUUGGCCCAGACGCAGAGCCCAACCACGUCGGAAGGCUGCGAGGCCCUGAUCUCGGCAGCCGGCACCAACGGCCAGGGGACGGUGCCUAGCCCGACAGGACGGCAGGGUACUGAAUCAGCAGGCGGUGCAUCGAGCUCGUCGGAAGGUAGGGGAAGCGUAACAACGCCCGCCUUCUUUAGCUACGGUAAGGCGUUCUUCGUCGCCUACGUCGUCACGGCCCUCGUUUCCGGGGUGGGCAUCUUCGUCCUAUAAAAGGACGGAGCAAACCGCCGGCCACUCAGGACAGGGCCGAAAGAUGACGAACCUGUACGUGUACGAGGAACAGAACGCGAGGAUUGAGAAUCUGGGGUUAGUUUUUAUUCGAUGGAAAAUUACCUAUCACAUCCGAGGUAGACGAUAUGCUACCCCUUGGCGGGUCAAUAUGUAAUAGCGGAGACGCAACGAUUCAGAACGACAACUAGAUUAGAGGCCAUGCGGAGGGAGUCCUGCGUUGAUCAUGGCAGGGUAUCGGAGCCUAUUACUACCUAGUUAACGAGGGGAGCGGAAAAGUUGUGUAGAUAGGUAUAUCUACCUACGUAGUUCCCACCUGGAUGUAUGUUUAUGUGAGCUGUUGUCACGGA
Molecule: messenger RNA, 2237 nt
Organism: Durotheca rogersii
Lineage: Eukaryota; Fungi; Ascomycota; Sordariomycetes; Xylariales; Xylariaceae
Product: carbohydrate-binding module family 43 protein
Exons: 3
Coding region: 217-1869 (550 amino acids)
Biological process (GO): fungal-type cell wall (1->3)-beta-D-glucan biosynthetic process
Cellular component (GO): fungal-type cell wall; cytoplasm
Molecular function (GO): 1,3-beta-glucanosyltransferase activity
Source: RefSeq, a predicted model, not a curated record